This is a messenger RNA of Momordica charantia (bitter melon), 2294 nucleotides long. Its product is annotated as glyoxylate/hydroxypyruvate/pyruvate reductase 2KGR. NCBI's taxonomy places the organism in Eukaryota, Viridiplantae, Streptophyta, Magnoliopsida, Cucurbitales, Cucurbitaceae. Gene Ontology annotation, molecular function: hydroxypyruvate reductase [NAD(P)H] activity; glyoxylate reductase (NADPH) activity; NAD binding. Gene Ontology annotation, cellular component: cytosol. The record is from RefSeq and is a predicted model, not a curated record.
CGUCUUUUCUGUACCUACGCGAAACCUGUGUUCUUCCGGUGAUCUCCACGUUCACCAUCUUCAUUAGACAGCGCCCAAAUCCAAAACCCUCGUCUCAAUUUCCAAUUAUGGAGUCCAUUGGGGUUCUGCUGGCUUGCCCGAUGAACACUUAUCUCGAGCAGGAGCUCGAUAAGCGCUUCAAUCUUUUCAAGUUCUGGCAGUAUCCACAAAGGUCGCAAUUCCUCGCGGAGCACUGCAAUUCGAUUCGCGCUGUAGUUGGAAAUGCAUCGGCUGGUGCGGACGCCAGUUUGAUUGAUGCCUUGCCGAAGUUAGAGAUCGUCUCCAGCUUCAGCGUGGGGCUGGAUAAGAUUGAUCUCAAGAAGUGCAAGGAGAGGGGGAUUCGGGUCACCAAUACUCCCGAUGUGUUGACUGAAGAUGUGGCCGAUUUGGCGAUUGGGUUGAUUUUAGCGGUGCUGAGGAGGUUGUGCGAGUGCGAUGGAUAUGUCAGGAGCGGGAAGUGGAAGAUUGGUGAUUACAAAUUGACUACCAAGUUCUCUGGAAAAUCAGUUGGAAUUAUUGGUUUGGGAAGAAUUGGCAUGGCAAUUGCCAAGAGAGCCGAAGCAUUCAGAUGUCCAAUAUCUUACUACUCGAGAACAGAAAAGCAGGGUUCCAAGUACAAAUACUAUCCAAAUCUUCUCAAUUUGGCCUCCAACUCCGAUAUUCUGAUUGUUGCUUGCCCGCUAACAAAAGAGACUCACCACAUCAUUAAUCGUGAAGUUAUCGACGCAUUGGGUCCAAAAGGUGUUCUCAUCAACAUUGGGAGGGGUCCUCAUGUCGAUGAACCCCAAUUGGUAGCUGCCCUGGUCGAAGGCCGAUUAGGCGGUGCGGGGCUUGAUGUGUUCGAGCAUGAGCCCGAAGUGCCCCAAGAGCUCUUUGCACUCGAAAAUGUCGUCCUGGUGCCUCAUAUAGGAAGUGGGACUGUGGAAACUCGCACAGAAAUGGCUAACAUUGUGCUUGGAAACCUGGAAGCUCACUUCUCCAAUAAACCCCUCUUAACUCCGGUGGUCUUUAACUUUAAAACUGCUGCAGUCGGUCGCCGAAUUUUUACACGCUGCUCUGAAAUGGAGAUGGAGAAGAUAGGAGUCGCAAUGACGACCCCCAUGUUCGAUUACCUUGAACAACAGCUUGAACAGCGUUUCAAGCUCUUCAAACUCUGGAACCAUCCCCUGAACUCCGAUUACGUUCGAGAAAACGCGCAUUCCAUCAGAGCAGUAGUCGGCGGCACCAAGUCCGGCGCCGACGCUAAUUUGAUACACUCCUUGCCUGCGUUGGAAAUCGUUGCGAGCUUCAGCGUUGGUCUGGACAAGAUUGAUUUGCCAAAAUGCCAGGAGAAGGGGAUAAGGGUUACCAAUACGCCCGACGUAUUGACUGACGACGUCGCAGAUGCCGCGAUUGGACUUGCCAUGGCGGUUUCGAGGAGGAUUUGUGAGUCUGAUCGGUUUGUCCGAAGUGGAUCGUGGAAGGAAGGCGGUUUCCGAUUGGCGACGAAGUUCAGUGGUAAAUCAGUUGGAAUUUUGGGGUUAGGAAGGAUUGGUUCAGCCAUUGCCAAGAGAGUUGAAGCAUUUGGUUGCCCCAUCAGUUAUUGCUCUAGGAAUGAAAAGCAUCACAGUGGUUACAAUUACAAAUACUUUUCCAAUGCCAUAGACUUGGCUGCAAAUUCCCAGAUUUUGUUUGUGGCAUGCACUUUGACUGAAGAAACUAAGCACAUUGUCAAUCGAGAAGUAAUUGAUGCACUGGGGCCAAAUGGCAUUGUUAUCAACGUUGGACGAGGUGCUCAUGUCAAUGAAUCUGAGCUUGUCUCAGCAUUACUUGAAGGUCGUUUGGCAGGGGCAGGACUCGAUGUAUUUGAAAACGAGCCCCAUGUACCUGAACAGUUGUUUGAGCUUGAAAAAGUAGUUCUUCUGCCUCACGUGGGAACUGAUACCAUGGAGACCAGCACCGCAAUGGCAGACCUUGUAAUUAGAAACUUGGAGGCACAUUUCAGGAAUGAGCCUCUGAUUACUCCUGUGAUUUGAUUUCUUUAUACUUUUAAAAAUGUCCUGGUAGUCAUCGAAACAUUUGAGCUAGGGUGUUAAUUUAAUAUUAUUAUUGUUUUAUAUGGUUCUCUUGUUUCCCAGAAAGUUUGUUGUUUACACAAGCUUUAUGUGGUGAAGGAAAACCAUUUCCAUUUCUCACUGAAGCUGGCUCCUUCUUCAUCAGUAGAUUUGUUAGGGAUCUGAUUUAAUAAUAUGACUCCAAUUGAAAAGUUUUGGAUA